Molecule: messenger RNA, 196 nt
Organism: Symbiodinium necroappetens
Lineage: Eukaryota; Dinophyceae; Suessiales; Symbiodiniaceae
Source: the annotation of a GenBank genome assembly
GGCUCUCGGCGGCGAUCGGCGCGCGCCGUGCCGGCGCGGAUGUGGUUCUCCUCGAGCGGUACGGCUGCUUCGGAGGCACCAUCACCACAGUGGGCAUGGAGACCCUGGGAUGGUACAGAUAUGAAGGCACGCAAGAUUGUGAGGGCAUUGGCCGCGAGAUGGAGCGAGUGGCGGAACGAAUGGGAGGCACCACGAA